Molecule: messenger RNA, 5327 nt
Organism: Apis florea (little honeybee)
Lineage: Eukaryota; Metazoa; Arthropoda; Insecta; Hymenoptera; Apidae
Product: protein kinase shaggy
Biological process (GO): regulation of microtubule cytoskeleton organization; peptidyl-threonine phosphorylation; signal transduction
Cellular component (GO): nucleus; axon; cytoplasm
Molecular function (GO): protein serine/threonine kinase activity; ATP binding
Source: RefSeq, a predicted model, not a curated record
ACUUUCGGCAAUGUCCGUCGACAUUCGAGUGGCCCGAUCUAGCCCGAACGGGUCAAUGUCUGAGGAGGCUUCGAAAAAUUCGUAAGUGGUUUGGUGUUCGUGUGCACGGUGAGAAAGAGAAAACGUCGUUGAUUAUCAAGAAUUGAUUUUGCCGCGUACGUCCAGUUUGCGCCUUUACCCCUUUCCCGCCGCCAGGCUCGAAGCGACGUUCAGUUGUAUAGUGAUUUCACGAUUAUCGAAACCAGAGGUGGAAAACGACGGUAACGACGAUCUCCCUUCGAGCAACGUCGACACGGACGACGACGAAGACGUCCACGUCGGCGUCAGCACGAUUCCUGUUUGUUUCUCCAUAUAGCACAAAAGUGUUUGCGACGAAGCGUGUACUAGCCUGGCAAGUUGAUAACGUCCGGCCUGACAAGUUAAGAAACGUAGGAGUGACGAGUAGUGACAAGAUUCGAAGUAUAUCGAGAAAGAUAGAGCGAGUGAGAAAGAGUGGUAGUGGAGGUAAGAGAGUAACGCUUCCCCCGCACGAUCCAAAACUAGGAGCGUAGAAGUGAGAGAAAACAGUAGAGAGAAUAAGUGAUAGAGAAAGGAAGAAAACGAGUGAGAGAAAGGGAGAAAAAUAAUCAACGAUGGUAUUAGAGCAAAAAGGAUAAGACAAAUAGAAAAAUACAAUGUAACUCAAAAAACUGUAACAGAUAUCGUUGAAGAGAGGAAAAAUUGAAAUUGUCACAAUUCCUAGAGUGACCACGAUUAGAUACAUAAGGAGAUUAUUAUAAACGACGAAGAAAUUCGACCCGUCAACCGGAUCAUCGUGGAGUUGUACUAUAUAGGAAAGCUACCAAGUGCGGCGGUGUGCCUCCACUGGCGAACGUGUACGAACCGUUCCAAAAACGUCAACCCCUGCCUCCCUUCGCGGUAUAGCUCUCCGCAACACUCCGCGCCCUCGUCAAGUUAUUAGGUAGUAGAAUCGCUCUUCGUGCGUGAUAUUCCCUGACAGUCAGCAGUUAAUACGAAAGAUUGUCAUAAAUUGUGUCAAUUCGUUAGUUGGACGCCAUCGACGCGGUGUAUCGUAAUCGGUGGUGAGCAUUCAUCGGAGAAACGAGAAAAAGAGCAUCGAGUGAAUCGUAUCGGCGGGCAAGCCUGUCGCGCGAAGUUGCUUGUGCGAACGGAGCGUAUAACCCAGUGUGCGCUGUGUUACGAUAAACGUUUUGAUCGCGAGAGUCGCUACCGUCACUGCCACCGCCACUAUUGUCAGUGGUAACGGGAGCGUAUAUAUUUGGAAGGAAGUGUUUGACAGUGAUCGAAAAUUUCAACCAACGCUGUUUCUCCAAGAGAAUUUUCUUCUCUUUGUUUUAUAGUGAUUAUAACGAUUGUGAAUCACGGUUCUUCGCCGUGGUUUCCGUUUUCUCGAUCUUGCGCGCGCUUUGCUCGCCCGUAGCUCUUCCUUCCCAUCCAUCCAUCCAUCCAUCCAUCCCUCCCUCCCUCUCUCCCUUCCUCCCACCCUUUCUCUCUUAUUCUUUCUCUCUCACUCUCUCCUCUUCUUUCGCGUGUUAUCCUAUCUCACUCUCUUUCUCUCCCUCCAUCCAUCGAUCGAGCGCGGCCGUGGCGUAAUAUAGAAGAACCGAACCGUGCGGACGUGCAUGCGUGCGUGCGAUGUAAUUAUCGUUCGUGCUGUCAUUGAUGUCCGAGGUGGUGUCAACGACGAUAACAACAACGACGACGACGGCGACGACGAAGACGCACUGCUGGCUAUCUUCACGUGAGGAAGUGGCACGGCCAGCCGAGGCGGCGACCAGCAGAGGAAGAAGCAGAAGCGGCAUAUCAUUCUAAAGUUUUGACUGUCAGGUGGCGGUGGAGAAGCGGGUCAAGAAGAUUUCAGAAUGAGCAGCCGACCGAGGACCACCUCCUUUGCCGAUUGCACUAACGCGCCCUCGAAUCCGCCCCUGGGUGGCAUGAGAGUCAGCAGUCAUCCGGCUGGUGGUGUAACAUUAAAAAAAGGCGGUGUGAUGUAUAAUGCAGAUAGAGAUGGCAACAAAGUUACAACCGUGGUGGCUACACCUGGUGCUGGUCCAGAUCGUCCCCAAGAGAUCUCCUAUACAGACACUAAAGUAAUCGGUAACGGCAGCUUCGGCGUUGUAUAUCUAGCGAAAUUAUGCGACACGGAAGAACUGGUCGCCAUCAAGAAAGUUCUUCAAGAUAAACGAUUUAAGAACAGAGAAUUGCAAAUCAUGCGGCGCCUCGAGCAUUGUAACAUCGUGAAACUGAAAUAUUUCUUCUAUUCUAGUGGUGAUAAGAACAUCUUAAACGCAACUAAUCCAGUUUUUCAUGUGGACAAGGACGAGGUUUAUUUGAACCUAGUGCUGGAAUACAUACCUGAAACUGUGUAUAAAGUUGCUCGGCAUUAUAACAAGAGCAAGCAGACCAUACCGAUUAAUUUCAUUAAGCUGUAUAUGUAUCAAUUAUUCCGUUCUCUGGCGUAUAUCCACUCGCUGGGAAUCUGCCACAGGGAUAUCAAACCGCAAAAUCUUCUCCUCGACCCGGAAUCUGGCGUUCUUAAGCUCUGUGAUUUUGGUUCCGCCAAACAUCUGGUCAAAGGGGAGCCCAACGUGUCUUACAUCUGUAGUCGUUACUAUCGCGCGCCCGAAUUGAUCUUUGGUGCUAUUGAUUAUACUACAAAAAUCGAUGUUUGGAGCGCAGGUUGCGUAGUAGCAGAAUUAUUGCUCGGCCAGCCAAUAUUCCCAGGGGACAGUGGAGUGGAUCAAUUGGUCGAGAUCAUCAAGGUGCUCGGCACCCCGACACGUGAUCAGAUACGUGAGAUGAACCCCAAUUACACCGAGUUCAAAUUCCCACAAAUUAAGGCGCAUCCAUGGCAAAAGGUGUUCAGGGCACGUACGCCACCGGAAGCGAUGGAAUUAGUCGCUGGUCUCCUAGAGUAUACGCCAUCCGGCCGAAUCACACCGUUAGAAGCAUGCGCUCAUCCUUUCUUCGAUGAACUUCGGGAGCAGGGUACGCGAUUACCAAAUGGCCGAGAACUCCCCCCUUUAUUUAACUUUACAGAAUACGAGCUGCGGAUUCAGCCAUCUUUAAACUCGAUCCUAAAGCCGAAGUACAUGCAGACUUCGGAGAACGCUGGAGGCCAGUCAGAACCUGUCGCGGGUAGCAGUGGUAACGUUAGUGAUAAUAACGUGAACGCCACGUUAUCCACCUCAAAGAACACAGACCCCGGCCAAUCGAACAUGGCUUAAGCUACUUUUUAUUCUAACGUAAUUAAUUAAACAACAAACGAGAAAGACACAAAGAGAAAGAAAGAGACGGAAAAACCGAAAGAAUUCACGUGUUAGAAACUAGCCUUAACAGAAAACGAAAAAAAAGGAAAAAAAAAAAAAAAAAAGAAAAAAAAAGAAAAAAGUUCAAGUAGAUCAAGAUAGAAGAGCGAACGAAUGAAAGGAAUAUCGAUAUUCUUUUGAGGAGGAUGUCCAUAAAGCAACAUAAAGCAUACACGAUACAUACAUACACAGUCCCUUAAUUGUAAAUUUUUUCAACUUUAUGCGAAUGGCGAUACCGUCUGGUAUUUUGAGCUUUGUUUGCUUGAAACACGAAUGACGAGAUAUCAUUAAUAGAAUUAUUAAAAUAUAUAGUUCCCCUGUUUGUAACGGGUUCGCCUGGGGAAUAGCCCAAAUUUCGAGUGGCGUGUGCGAGUGCUUGAUUGCCACGUUAUUGCCAAAAAUAACAACAACAACAACAACAACAACAACAAAAUAUUGAAUUUAAUGUGUAUAUAUAUAUAUAUAUAUAUUAUAGGAACUGGCCCGUAACCACUAACUUUAAACGAUAAUUGCUAUAAACAAUGAAAGAAAGAGACAAAACGACAAAAAAAAAAUGAACGCGAAUUUUUUCUAGCUGAGGAGAAAACAAACGAUAUGUACCAUCAUACAUUGUGUCUUGUAGUAUUCACGUCGCUUGUGUCGUCGAUCAUUUUAUCAUUCAACGGAACACGAUACGAACACACACAUACAAAUACACACAUUAAUAGCUAUUAUUAAAGAGAUAUAUAAGAGUUAUUUGCUUUUUUGACACUUGUAUCGAUGACUUUUAAAGAUUUACAGAGGAAUAAGAAAAUCGCUAGGCUUUUCGCGAAGAACGAGUAAGAAAAGUUGCAAGUUCCCUCCAAAAUGUACAUGAGACGAAUGAACCGGGGAAAAGGGAAUGACGAAGAUUCCAAUAAUUAUAAUUGUAAUAAUGUAUAAAAUACGCGGAAACACUUAGGAAUAUUUUUUAUUGUGUUCAAAAUUCGAGCGUUGAUCGAUAUUUUCGUAAAGCAAGAGAAAAAUUUCACGUGGAAAAGUCACGAUGAUUGACAAACAUACACUCACGUACACAACACACACGUACACACGUCACACACAACGCGUUACAAGAAUAAUUUGCGUGCACAAUCUCUAUCUAAAUCGACUAUUAAAGACUAUGUUUCCGACGUGAGAUAUGUUUGCGUACAUCGAUACGAUCGAGAGUAGAAAGGAAGAAGAAAAAAGGAAAUAUGUAUCUGAUGAUCUUGGACGAGACACAAAAGAAAAUUUCUAUUAUUGGGACACGACAAACACACGUGAAACACUCUCGUAUUACGUUCACACACUCGUUCGUGCCUAUUGUCAGCCAUGCCUGGACGAUUCGAAUCGCUAUCCUCUAUUUAAUGAAAUGAACGCUAAUUAACUCGAGUACUUUAUUCGUUACGUAUUUAAUUGUCACACGAUUAUCGUUGUAUAUUCUUUAACGGACUCUCGGCCAUAAACCGAGCGAUAUUUUUCAUCCUACGCGACGAAACUCUACAGAGUGCGAUUUUCUUUUUUAAACCUGUCACAAUUUAUUUUUCUUGUGUCAACAGGAUUUUAGAAAUGUUUGUAACGUUUCUUUUUCAUUUCUGUAUCAGCAUGCGAAGAGCAGACAGUAGUAAGUACAGACUUAUAAAGCGAAUUAUAUAGAUUAUUCUUUCGUACGCAUCACCAUGCAUAUUUUAUAUGUUCUCGAAAGAAACGACGUUGUCGGAUAGAGUGACUUCCGACUUUCCUGAUCGAGAUGUCGAAGAUCGAGAUGGUCGCUUCGUUAAUUCAUUGUCUUGCAGAAUUAUGCGGACGAAAAAAAAAAAAAAAACUAUAAUAGAAGUGUACAAACAGUUUUGUAUGUUUCGCACGAUGAAUUUCGAUUUUUUUAAAUGACACGAAAUUGAUGACCUCUAUGCAAUUGGAUCUUUCGGAGCAUGAGUUGCGCGUGAGUUAGCCGCCAUUUUACACGUUUCUACAUAUCAUAUCGCGUCUCAAGAAACUGCA